Messenger RNA from Myxocyprinus asiaticus (Chinese sucker), 777 nucleotides. Its product is annotated as ladderlectin-like. The record is from RefSeq and is a predicted model, not a curated record. The transcript has 7 exons. Bases 163 to 615 code for a protein of 150 amino acids. Gene Ontology annotation, molecular function: signaling receptor activity. NCBI's taxonomy places the organism in Eukaryota, Metazoa, Chordata, Actinopteri, Cypriniformes, Catostomidae.
GAUCUCCGGUAUACUGCAUAAUUAUUUAAGAAAAGUACACUUGUAAAUAUUAAAAUGUAUCAGGUGGAGUUUAUCUGUUGUUUAAAAACGCAAGAUCAGUUCUGAAGCGUCACACAAUCUUCACUGAAACUAAAGGCAACGAUCUGAAAAACCUGGUUUAUCAUGGCAAUGCUGAGAAAUCUUCUGCUUCUUUUCUUUAUAUUCUUCCUGCAGAAUGCAGCAGCUGAGAGGUGCCCCUUUGGAUGGAAACCUUUUGGAGUACAAUGCUACAAAUACUUCUCUCAGAAUGUUAACUGGCCAACAGCAGAGAAAACCUGUCAAACCGUUGAUGGAAAUCUGGCAUCUGUGCAGAGCAAAAUGGACAAUGACUUUCUACUGAGUCUAGUGCCUGGAUCCUCACGUGCUUGGAUUGGCGGUCAUGAUGGUGAACAAGAUGGUCAAUGGAUGUGGACUGAUGGGUCUGUCUUUCAAUUCACCUACUGGGGCUCUACAGAACCGAACAAUUACAAAAAUGUUCCUGAGAGCUGCUUGGAGAUCAGCCGGAACAGUGAACGCCGUUGGAACGAUGAGCUGUGUUCAACUUUAAUGGGCUUUCUUUGUGCUCAAAGACUUUGAGAUCAUUUGUUACUGCAUACAUUUCAAUAUUGUUGCUGUAUCUGCAGAAAUAAGAAUAAUAAGAAUAAUUCUGUAACUUUACCUUGAAGACUGUAUAUCUUAUAUAAAAAAAAUUAAAAAAAAAUCUCUGAAAGACUCUUAAAAUCAUUAAAAGCAUUGAAA